This is a messenger RNA of Durusdinium trenchii, 770 nucleotides long. Lineage: Eukaryota; Dinophyceae; Suessiales; Symbiodiniaceae. The record is from the annotation of a GenBank genome assembly.
GUGGUGCACAUGUGGAGCAUCGAAUCGAAAAAGCCUUCAAGACUGAGCUCAUCAACUCGCUAUUCGCAAAGCAGAAGGACGGCUCGUAUCGCAUCGACACGGACUCCCACCAAUUCGCACAAUACCGCAAGGUGCACCAUGCCCACAUCGCGAAGACCAAGGACGAAGCAUUGCCGAAGAACCUCAUGAUCGGUACGCACUUCAGUGGAGACGAGCGCCUCUUCAACAGAGCUUUGGAGGACAAGGAGCUUACCUCUUUCAAGGAUGAGGCGUCCGGCAUUGAGUACUACAGCUUCCGUAAGCUUCAGGCUGUGGAUUUGCAUGCGUCCGAGCAGGGCGAGCAUGUGCAUGGCUACAAGAAGCUUGGGAAGGAUCAAGCUUACACCUUGGGUGCCCUCAUGACGAAGAUGAAGUGGGACUUCAAAAUGACCAAGGCAGAACAAAAGAGUUUGGACAAGGACGGCGAGAUUCCCAAAGGUUUUGAAGCAUUGGCAUCUAAAGCGAAAGAUGCCGUGGAAAGACUCUUGAAGGAGGGAAAGAAAAUCGCCAACCAGAUUGAAGACAAGGCCUUGAUCAAGAACGGGUUUACCACGCUGACAGGCCAUCUCAACGACCUGAACCAUUGGUCUAUGUUCCAGGAACUGCCCAACAAAUCAGUGCCAUCCAAGGCAACUUUGGAGUCCUUCGUGGGGAAGAUUGCAGUCGAUGUGGAUCGUUUCAAUGGGGAAAUUGAAGCUGCCAAAGGUCGGCUUAAAGCCCGUAAGAACUGA